Messenger RNA from Phaeoacremonium minimum UCRPA7, 1563 nucleotides. Its product is annotated as putative upf0183 domain containing protein. The record is from RefSeq and is a predicted model, not a curated record. The coding region runs from base 1 to 1563 and encodes 520 amino acids. Gene Ontology annotation, biological process: Golgi to plasma membrane protein transport. NCBI's taxonomy places the organism in Eukaryota, Fungi, Ascomycota, Sordariomycetes, Togniniales, Togniniaceae. Gene Ontology annotation, cellular component: trans-Golgi network. The transcript is spliced from 2 exons.
AUGGCGUCGCUCUUCACGGCACAGCUACAUCCCGGCCGAGCGUUAGGGAUUCUGGUGCUCGGAGCUUCGCUGCACGAUAUCCUCACGCGUCUUAAGGCUGAACCGCAGCGAUUCCCCAAGCUCGACCUCGUCUAUUCGCCCACAAAGCCAGUCGAGGAGCCCGUGACAUUGAAUCUCCCGGCAAACGGCAUUCGCCUACGGUUCGAUGGACCGGAGCAGCGUCUCCGGCUUAUCGAAGUCAUCGACUUUACAAAGAAUCACAUCACAUUCAAGGAGCAGAACAAGGAACGAGACCUAGUCCGGCCAGCAAACGCAUCAUCAUCUCCCCGGCCGGGCGAACCUUCGGGAGGACCGACGUUUAGGCACAUAUAUCAGCGAUUCUUAGGGCCUACAUAUGAUGGAGAAUUCGUCCCUAGCCCGGACGUCGACAAGAAUGAUGCAGGAACCUACGUGCUGUCUUACCCUGGUGUCGCAUUUACAUUUCCCAUGGCCCGAUCCGCCUAUACGCCGUCAAAGGAUGUUGUAUCCCUGCUAUCAUCUGCAAACAACCAAAUAGCGACCUCCAUGGCCGUUUUCUCAGGCGAGUCUUGGGCACAAGCGUGCGACCAGCUAUGGACGGAGAUCCUCCCGAGCAUCAAGACCUUCACUCCGCUUGCUAAGGGCAAGGAUGUCUGUCCAGAUGAGAUCUCGCUCGUUAGAAUACACGGCGGUGGAAGACUUCAACUUUUCCGCAAGUGGACCAGCAAUUCCAUGUGGAUUACUCUGGGAGAUACAACACCGCAGGAGCUAGUUGCUGAGUUGGGUCCGCCGGAUGCAAUUUUUCGCAAAAACGACCAACGCAUGUAUAUUCACAAAAUUCGCACUGCGAGCAGUAGUAGAUCGAGGGCGAACGGCAACGAGUUCAAGCGCCAGGAUGAUCUGACUGAUACCGACCAGUCUUCUGCGCACACGACGUCCGAUGACUCGGGCGAUGACGAAGCUAUCGAAGACGAGUUCGUCGGAAAUGUAUCAGGAGAAUGCUUCUAUAAUUAUUUCUACCUCGGUUUUGAUGUCCUCAUCUCAACACCUACAACCCCAUCCCUUCCACCGCCAUCACAAAACGGGAACGUCACGUUUCCCGAACGCGCGUUCAAGGCUGAGUCACCAGACCGCCUGGUCACAACGAAGUUAGUAUUACAUGGCAACGUUCCCGGCUCAUAUCCAUUCAACAGACACCGACGAAGUCGCUGGGAAAUUUCUUACUUGGAUCCUUCCGUGAACUCAGAGACUCCAUUUUCCGAGGCGGAAAAAUGUCUACACACGGAAUGGAAGUCCAUCUACGCCUCGGAAGAGGAUGCCCGCCAAAGACAACGGGGAAUGGUCCUUAAUAGGGGCUGGGGCGAUAGCCCUGGCAGUAGCGUCGAGCUGCUUGGUGGAUGGGAAGAGAGCGGGGGAGCUGCGCCCGGCUUAGGCGGCAAGAACUUUGAUGGGAGUGAAGACUCGACUACGACGCUGUACGGCUUCCCAGGUCUGGUGUUUGAGGUGUUGAGGAAUGGUUUUGUCAGUGCACUGACUGUGUUUUGA